GUAGUAUGCUCUUUCUAGCGCUGGAGUCGCACUGAGCACGCACGCUUUCUGUACGGCUAGAACACACUGAUUUUCUGUCUGUUCUCGACAAUACAUAUAGGCAUAGACAACUCUUCAGCCUUAUAGCCUAUCUGUUACUUAGAACGCAGUUGUAAUCGUGUUUAAUCAUGACGGAGAAGAAAAGCGAGAUUAACGGGCACGCUGUGUCCGAGACCGUUAUUCCAGCCGUCUCUGUAAAAUCAGAGAAGAUGAAUUGCAAAGAGAAGUUCAUGUCGUUUUUACGCAGGAAUCUGGUAGUGAUCCUGACGGUGUCCGGGGUGCUUGUGGGCGUCGGGCUCGGCGUAAUGGUCCGCAGAAUGAACCUGACACGAGCGCAGAUGACUUACUUCGCGUUUCCCGGCGAGAUGCUGCUGAGGAUGCUGAAGAUGAUCAUCCUGCCUCUCGUGGUGUGCAGCCUAAUCUCAGGCGCUGCCAGCCUCGACACUCGCUCUCUGGGCAAACUCGGAGGGAUCGCCGUGUCCUACUUUUUGGUCACCACGCUCAUAGCCUCGUCCAUUGGCGUCGCCCUGGCUUUCCUCAUCAAGCCCGGGGUUGGCGCUGGAGCGCUCAACACCAACAGCCUGGCGCUGGAGAGCGUCAGCAACAACAAGGAGACCGCCGACUCGUUCUUAGAUCUAGCGAGAAAUCUGUUUCCAGCUAACCUGGUAGCUGCAGCUUUCCGCUCAUAUGUUACAGACUACAAGAUGAUUGCAGUGGGAAACACAACAAAUGGGACUCUCCUCUAUCAAAAGGUGCCAGUGGGAACAGAAGCAGAUGGGAUGAACAUUCUUGGCCUGGUUCUGUUUGCCAUGGUGUUUGGAGUGGCCUUGAGAAAGCUCGGAGCUGAAGGAGAGGAGCUCAUACGUUUCUUUAACGCCUUCAAUGAAGCCACUAUGGUACUGGUAUCUUGGAUCAUGUGGUAUGUACCAGUUGGCAUCAUGUUCCUAGUAGGCAGUAAGAUUGUGGAGAUGGAGGAUGUGGUUCUGCUUGUCACCAGCUUAGGAAAAUACAUCUUUGCCUCAAUCCUGGGCCAUAUUAUCCAUGGCGGCAUUGUUUUACCUCUUAUCUACUUUGGGCUCACCCGCAAAAACCCCUUCAGCUUCCUCUCUGGCCUGAUCACACCUUUCACCACAGCCUUUGCUACUUGUUCCAGCUCAGCAACACUGCCCUCCAUGAUUAAAUGUGUUGAGGAGAACAAUGGUGUGGACAAAAGGAUCAGCCGUUUUAUCCUGCCAAUCGGAGCUACUGUAAACAUGGAUGGAGCCGCUAUCUUCCAGUGCAUCGCUGCCGUAUUCAUUGCCCAACUUAACAAUGUCGAGCUCAAUGCAGGCCAGAUCUUCACUAUUCUUGUGACAGCUACAGCAUCCAGUGUUGGAGCGGCGGGCAUUCCAGCUGGGGGAAUCAUCACCAUUGCGAUCAUUUUGGAAGCCAUUGGCCUGCCUACCAAUGAUCUGUCACUAAUGCUGGCUGUGGACUGGAUUGUGGACCGUACCACCACUGUGGUAAAUGUAGAAGGUGAUGCUCUGGGUGCUGGGAUCUUGCACCAUAUAAAUGAGCAGGAGACAAAAAAGCAAAAACAUUCUGACAGGCAGCAGGAAGAGGAGGAGCUAAAGGAGGUUAAAGUGGAAGCCGUGGCUAAUGUCCAGGCUGAAGAGGAGACUUCGCCUCUUGUCACACACCAAAAGCUGGGCGAUGACUACCUAUAUAACUCUGCUGAUGAAAAGGAUGGCGUGGAGUCCACAUUCUAAACUUACUGUCUUCUAACCACUGAAAGCAGUUUAUCAAUUCAAAGCAUUUCCAAACUCAAUCCUUGCUUACUCCUCUAAAAUCUGGGAAUACGGGCCGUAUCUCCCGUCUACAAGUUAUGAAACUUACUGUAUAUUUGUUUUGUGGUAUUAGCACAGUAGAAUGGAUGAGAUAGUGAAGUGAUCAGAAAUGAUCAAAAUUUCCAUUUUUGACAUGUCUAAAAUGGAGACUAUUCCCGUAGUUGUUAAAGAUAGUGAAGAGAAUCAUUUACAGACUGACCUCUUUCACUGGCUCUAUUUAUUUGCUGUAUCUUUACUUCACCUGUGAAACAUUAACCAUUUCGAAGAUGGAUAAGAAAACAAGUACUGUAAAUAUUUGUUUCCCUAAUGGCUUAAUGUCUUAUCACAGGCCAGUUGAGUCCCAGUCUAGGGACACUGAGAUUUGAUGGGGACUGCAUUGCAAAGUGACUAUCUGACUAUGCCUUCUGGUCAGUGAUUUCACUAGUUUCUGGGAAAAUAGGCAUAAUAAUAAGAAAAGCAUCAUUGGAUAUACUCCAGGGGCAUUUAUGUCCAGUUUCUCAUGGGUGUCACAGAAACGCUUCUGUAGUAAGAUACUGUAGUGACACCCAGUGUUAUAAAUGUGAAAGUACUGUCAUUCUCAGUAAACUUUUCCUUAUGUUCAGAUGUUACAGUUCACUUAAACAUUCAGUAGACCACUAAUAGACAAAAUGAAAUCUAUGUUGUUCGUUUAAAUUUCAGUAUUGAUUUGCAACUAAAUGUGAGGUAAUUAAGUAUAAAGGGCCAUUAAACUAUGGAUUUUGAAUGUAUUGAGAAUUAUGCCUGCUAGGUAAACACAUGAUUUUACAUAAUUUCUUAUAAUUUUGUUACUUUUAUACAAAAUUUGUUAAACAUAUUUAUCUUAAUCAGGAUGCUAUAAGCAUUGGCUGCCAAAUUGGUAAAGAGUGCUAUUGGCUGGUUUAACAAGUUAAUACCACUGUAUGUGUUAAUAAUAUUACCGGUACGUACGAUAAUACACCAUUCAAUCUUAAAACUAUGACUUAACUCUGUAACUACUACUGAUCUCUCUCAGCUGUGAUAUGUUUAUGUCAUUAAAUCAAGAGCAAAGUG
This is a messenger RNA of Pangasianodon hypophthalmus (striped catfish), 2912 nucleotides long. RefSeq names its product solute carrier family 1 member 4 (gene slc1a4). Gene Ontology annotation, cellular component: plasma membrane. The record is from RefSeq and is a predicted model, not a curated record. Gene Ontology annotation, molecular function: L-alanine transmembrane transporter activity; L-serine transmembrane transporter activity; L-threonine transmembrane transporter activity. Gene Ontology annotation, biological process: L-serine transport; L-glutamate transmembrane transport. The transcript has 8 exons. Lineage: Eukaryota; Metazoa; Chordata; Actinopteri; Siluriformes; Pangasiidae. Bases 168 to 1787 code for a protein of 539 amino acids.